Molecule: messenger RNA, 1302 nt
Organism: Hevea brasiliensis (rubber tree)
Lineage: Eukaryota; Viridiplantae; Streptophyta; Magnoliopsida; Malpighiales; Euphorbiaceae
Exons: 9
Coding region: 135-950 (271 amino acids)
Source: RefSeq, a predicted model, not a curated record
UGAAAAGAAAUCACUGAGCCACACGCAAAAAUACCUAACGCUCGAUUGUGUCUGCUACAACUACAAUACAUACCCUUACACGUAUAAAAUUAUGUUUACCUGUGUUCGCUUGCACACUAGAAGAAACAUCUCUCAUGAGGCACGUGACCUUUAUCAUUCUCAUUGUGUCUCGCGUCCACAAAUGCCUGUUGUGGACUUAUGACCACCUGAGUUUGGUCACCUUGUGGGUUGUGGGGAUUGAGAGUAUUUUGCUAGCAUUCUCGUUUGCUGACAUGAAAUGCUUUGGUGUACCUAUAAAACCAGAAAAUGCAACUAGUGGGACGCCUGCUUGGAUUGGUAAGGGCUUCACUUGUGUUUGCUUCAAGCGAAAGCGAACUUGCGAACGGGUCGGCAUUAACUUGACCCAUCUACAGGAAGAAAGACUGAAAAGGUUGAAGCACAGGAUGAAGGUUUAUUUCGAUGCUUCGAGGCCAGAUCACCAGGAAGCUUUAAGAGCACUGUGGUCUGCCACAUAUCCUGAUAGGGAGCUUCAUGGCUUGAUAUCCGAUCAAUGGAAAGAAAUGGGAUGGCAAGGAAGAGAUCCAUCUACUGAUUUCAGAGGAGCUGGAUUCAUUUCUUUGGAGAACCUAUUAUUCUUUGCCAAAACAUAUUCAACAUCGUUUCAACAUUUACUCAAAAAGCAGGAAGGAAAGCGAUCUGCUUGGGAGUAUCCAUUUGCCGUUGCUGGCAUAAAUAUCACUUUCAUGAUCAUGCAAAUGCUUGACCUUGAUGCUUCAAAACCUAGGACAUUUGUCACUUCAGUUUUCUUACACAUGCUGUCAGAAAAUGAAUGGGCUUUUGACUUGCUCUACUGUAUGGCUUUUGUGGUCAUGGACAAGCAAUGGCUGGGGAGGAAUGCAACGUACAUGGAGUUCAAUGUGAGAAUCAGAAUCCAGUCUAAGAUGUUUUGAAAUCAACAAGGGCUCAUGUGGAAAGUGAACUUCUAAUGGAUGAUGUCCUACGGAUAGAAGACAUUCCUUCUUAUGCCCUUCUCUCUUAACAGAAACUAUCUAAUGUACAAUUUGGUUUGUUUGCUAAAGUUGCUUUUUUUGUGCUUGCUUUUUUCGCUAUUGUAAAAAACAGAAAAACAACUUUAGCAAGUCAACCAAACACAGCCUAAAAGUUUCAGGCUGCACUAGCUUAGAACCACUAAUAUUUAUUUUAGCCUUAAUGUUGUAAAAUCCCUCUUAUUUCUUUGUUCCCAUUAUUUUCCUCUCUCCUUUGUAUGGAUUCCCGGCAAAAUAUGAUGGUUGUACUUUAUCA